Trichobilharzia szidati is the source of this 7100-nucleotide messenger RNA. The record is from the annotation of a GenBank genome assembly. Lineage: Eukaryota; Metazoa; Platyhelminthes; Trematoda; Strigeidida; Schistosomatidae.
AUGUUUCCCAGCAGACCACCUGUGCCCACUGGGCCAGGCGGUGCAUGCAAGUUCACUGUUGUGGAGACUUGUGAUAGAAUAAAGGAGGAAUUUACUUGUAUGCAGCAGCAAAAUCACUCACUGCAACUCGAGAGGGAAAAGCUUAUCAGUGAGCGAUCAGAUAUACAGAGAAUUUGUGUGAUGUAUUAUGAAAUGGCCAAUGGUUUGAAUUUAGAAAUGCACAGACAGAUGGAAAUAGCAAAAAGGUUAAGUGCUAUACUUACUCAAGUGCUACCAUUCCUGUCGCAGGAGCAUCAAUCUCAAGUUCUGUCAGCUGUUGAAAGAGCAAAACAAGUUACAAUGCAAGAAUUAAACUCCGUUUUGGCUGCACAAAUUGAGGACGUAAAGUCCUCGAAGUUUUUCAAUGGUAAUAGCAUGGGUCUCCCUUUAGAACAAUUUGAGGCCUACAAGUUGUCUGUUAUGGGAGGAGCUAACCAUGGGGUUUCCGGAUUACAUGGUUCUAAUAUGUCUUCAGGCCAUUCAGCUGGCAACACAUCGUCUAGCACUCCUGGGUCUCUUCAGUCUGCGUCAAUUAAUGCACAAACGUCAGGUUUACUUCCUUCUCUUUCCCCGUCUGGUAACCCUUCAGUAUCAGCUGCAUUGUUGAAUGGUUUGAUGUCUGCUGCCGGCGCGUCUGUAGGACCAGGAGCUCUAAUGCUUCAGUCUUCUAGUUCAAGGAUUUCUCCCCUAGGACGUGAAGCGGAAAAGUUAAUGACUAAUGAGGAGAAACAACGUGCUGCUACUGCUGCUGCAGCAGCGGCGGCAGCAGGUAGUUUUCUGCUAUCCAGUCGCUCAUCCGGCAACGGUCCAUGCCUAGUUCCUCCACCACCAAACCCCAUCACUGGUUUGUUAGGCAGUUGCGGUGAGUUCCCUGGUUUUCCUGGUGCAUUCCCACUUAGCGCAGGCGUAGGGGGUACAGAUACCGGUAGAUCUCUCUCAUCAGUACCACCUAUUUCUCAACAACCUUGUCGAAGUUCAUCCACGGAUGAUACCGGGGGCCGACAAAACAACUCGAGUGGCGUGCAGUUAGGAUCUUCUAAUUUCGCUGGCCUUCCUCAUUCUGGCUUAUCUGCAUUAACCAAUCCUUUGUUACUUCCCCCUCCAACAACUCCAACUACGCCCGGUGGGAAUUCGGCGCACAGUAACUCAAAUCCUACAGGAGGUUCAGUUGUGGAUGAGAAAAGACGCAAGCUUAAUGACUCAAAGGAAAGUGGACAUGAAAAUGGUAACUGGCGAACAAAUGAUGAUAUGCGUUCUGUUUCGGAAAGAGGUUCAAAUCCCUCGGGUGGUGGUCGUCGAAGUGGGAGCAAUCGUCAACCUCUUAAUCUCAGUCCUCAGCUCGGUUCUGGACACAGUAGUACCUAUCCAACUACUUCAAGCGCACCUGCAGUUGGUUCGGGCAGUGUGAAUUCUGGACGUUCAUCUCAGACAUCUGAAGUUUCAUCUUUAACUCGAUGGAAGCAAUCAUCCAAAAACACACAGUCUGGACCAGGCGCAUAUUCAUUCAUUGUACUACCUAACGGACAAACUCGACCAUGUGCAUUGGCUUCUGCUCCUGGAGCAACUACUGCUCAGGGUUUACCUCGUCGACUUCAGCACCUCGCCAGUUUACCUCAUGGUGACGUAGUUUGUGCUGUUACUUUGGGCCCCUGCCCAGUAGGACGUGCUUCCUCUCUUGCUGCCUCUGAUCUUGGAUCUCGCAACGCUGGGAGUGAUACAGACAGUGUAAAUAUUGGCUCUCCAGGUUCAAAUGCUGCUGUCUCAAUUCCCUCUCACUUCGCUUACACUGGUGCUCGAGGCAGCGUCAAAUUAUGGGAUCUUGCGUCAAUUAGUGCUAGUUCAGCAAAUGCACCACUAGCAAAUAGAGAUAUAUCCCCACUUGCCACAUUCGACUGUUUAUGUUACGACAGUUACGUUAGAUCCAUCAAACUUUUUCCGGAUGUCACUGGUCUCAUAGUUGGUGGUGAAUCUAAUGCACUUACUGUAUGGGAUUUAAAUGGUCCAGGACGACGGAAAGCUGAAUUAACUUUUGAAGCACCCGCAUGUUAUGCACUUGCUUUAUCCUUAGACGGGAAGCUAGCAUACAGUUGUUGUUCAGACGGUCAGGUCGCAGUGUGGGAUGUACAUAAUCAAAGUAUCGUUCAUCAGUUUCAUGGACAUGUUGAUGGUACAUCAUGCGUCGAAAUUACCCCAGAUGGUAAUCGAUUAUGGACUGGUGGUUUGGACCAUAAAGUUCGAUGUUGGGAUAUCCGUGGAAAUCCUGUGACCGAUAGUAGCGAUGGGAGCCGAAAAACGCUCCUGAUAGUCUCGUAAAGCCAACUUCAUAUUGGAGCAUUUAACGUCAAUGCCCCUUCGCCAAAUCUGACAACAGGCAACAAAUCGCUAUCCAGAACUGUGGCAUUUUGAGCCGUGGAUGUAUGUUGGGUUUUGCAGACACUCAUCAUGCAUGUGUGAAUAUUCACCUAACCCUACCUGACUAACUAGGUGAGUUUGCGAAAUCCAUCUUACGGGUGUCGGGAGAUUCUUUAGUUAGUUCGUGAGGACUCGCAUAGUAUGGAUAGGAUUGGGUGGUAGGGCAGAAAAAUCCCUAUUUGACUGGAUUCCAACGGAUAGUCUUAUGUGUGCUGUCCAUCUGAACAGAUCCGUUAGAGGAAGGAAAGACUGCGUUACUCAUCGAUGUCUUUUCAUAAUCUCCACUUACGUCCCAACCGGCUGCAGUUCCAACGAAAUAAAGGAUGAGGUCUAUCAAAAACUGUCUAGUUUGCUGCGAAAAGCAAAACUCUCCUACGUAAUUGUUUUAGCAGGCCACUUCAAUGCCCAAGUAGAGAAGUUAUGCCAGACUGAGAAGUAUAGUGGUGGUACCUACGGAGUUACCUGCCGAUGAACCGACAACGACGAUUUUCUCCUACAGUUCUGUUUGGAUAAUCAUCUGUUCUUGGUCAGCACUGACUUCAAACACAAAGAUAUUGCGUGACCCAGUGACCACCAUCCAAUCAUCGAUGGACUUAAAUAAACCACAUAGCGAUGAGCUAUUGUCGACCACCCUUUGUGGAGCACGUGCAUAAGCUCUGAUCACACCCUGGUCCGUGCACGUUUUGUUUACAACUGGACGGAAAUAAAAAACUGUCAGAAUAAAGCUGUUAUGCCCCCAACUUGAUCAGAGCGCUGAGUCUAUUUAAGGAAGAAAUUGCUAGACGCGUAUCGGAGAUUGACACCAAGACUCAUCCUGACGAAGCCUGGCACAGUAUCCAGCUAGCUGUACAUACAGUUGUAAAGGCUGUUAAUAACCUAAAACCAAAGGUUAGUUAAAGCCAGUGGAUAUCAUUUAAAUUGUGUUAAUCUGUGAUUUUUUAUUAGUCUGAUGAUAUAAACUGCAGACAGUUAAGUCAAAAUAUUAUCGUAUGAAACUAACCUAAAGAUAAUUUUCACGGAACACGAUUGUUUCACUUGACAAUUGUGACUGCCUUGCGUUAGUCAAGUGCAUAUCUGAUGAGAUUUUAAACAGGCAGAAAACUUAUUAUCUUUUCAUUACAAUCAGGCUCAUAUUUUUUCAUUUUUACGACAUUUUGUUCGCAUUUAAAAACAUUUUUAUAAAAAUAGAAAUUAAAGGUGAUGGGAAUUUAUUUCAUUAAGUGUUAUUUUCCUUAGGGCUAAUCUAGUUAGUUAACGUUAAUUUGAACGGCUUGUAAACUUAUUUUUUAUCUAUUUGUCGAUCGAUCGUUGUCCCUUUCUCCUGGAUUGUCUUAUUUACCUUACUUUUCUUCCCUCAAUGCUGAAGUGUUUGUCUGCGUAAAUGAUUCGUUUUGUUUUUAUUUGAGAAUGAAAAAAAGGAUACUAAUUGUGUUUUUUGCUUUUCUUCUUCUGUUCAAUCAUCCAAUCACUCUUCAAUUCUGAUCAAUUCAUCAUAAAAAUAUGUCUACCCUUUCUUUCUCUGUCGUUUUAAGUAAUUGGGAACUAUUAAAAAGACUCCCCAUAGAUUAUAUUCUAUCUUUCACUGAAGAGGAUUAUAUUUGUGCGUGUUGUGAACACGGUAACAUUAAUAUUUAUUGAUAGCAUAAUUGUAAUGAAAACCGGUUUGUUAAGCUUCAAUGAUUGUCGUCUUGUCUUUUUAUUUUCCUGACCAGCUUAGGGUGAAUCUUGAACCUGCUAGCUAUAACCAGUGUAUUCAUACAGAGACAUGUUAUUUGUAGAUGUUAUGCUGACUGUUUUGACACACACACACACACACACACACAGAGAGGGUAAACAGAAAUUUAAUUUCUUCAGAGAUCAUUUUAUUUCUUGUCAUUACACCUUCACCCCCUGUACGAUAUUACUCCGGAAUCUUCCAGCAAUUAUACUGUGUCGUUUAAAUCUACCUCACUGAAUUUCAUAUGUAUGAUCAUUCAAAUGAUGUAUAUGUCCUCCCCUCGCCCUUACUGUUGUGUUUACAUGCAUAAUCGUUGUUGCCUGUCUGCUGAGUGAGUGUCUCUGGUUGCCAACAUGGACAACUAUGUAUAUAUGUUGCCGUUGGCAAAAUCAAAUUUUUUUCACAACUAAAAGACACUAAUUCAGAAUCGAAUUUCUCAUUUGUCCGUUUUGUAUUUACAUUUUUAUUUUUUUGUUUAUGUUAUCUGCAAAUUUCUACAUGAAAACAAAUGGUUCUAAGAUAUGUGUUUACCCACGAGUGCAUGAGUGUAUAUAUUCAGGAGUUUACAGAGAAUGUAAAACUUGGUAUUCACUACUACUCAGCAACGGUCUUAUAGUCUUUUAUUUGCGUGUGUCCAGACACAAUCAAAGAUACCGGGAUAUAAAAAUUUUCUGACUUUUUUUUCUCCCGCGGAUUCAUAAUUAUAAGUUGAAUUGAAUAUUAGACACUGUUCCUUAUCAUUCAUACUUAUCACUUAUUCUCCUAAUCAUUCAACUUUUCGCCGGUAGCUCCCGAACAAGAGUCCCGAUCUUCCUAGCACAUAAAAUAUCUCUUCUGGGUUUUAACUCUACUCUAACUCCUUUGUUUCGAGAAAGUAUGGAUUUGCAAACUGUUAAUGCGGAGUGCGGUUAACACACAUGUUUUAUUUAGACUUCCUACUUUUGCACUAUUCUAAAGUGCAUAGUUAACCUAAUAUUCUUCAUACUUCAAAAUACUUUUUAUCUGAAUUUGCAGUUACUAAUAGUCUUCAAUUUUACUUUGUUUCUUUUUUAGCCUUCACGGGAUGUCUAUCACAUUGAGUUCAAAUCACAAGUCUUUUCACUUGGUUUAUCUUCACAUAUAACUUCUAGUGGUCGACAAGCUGAGUCUGUGUCUCCAGUGUCAGUGGAUGGAGAGUCUACUUCUAGCGGCGGUGGUGCUGGGGGAGGUAACCGAGAUGCAGCCAGUCCGCAGUCAUUCGUCAGUGGAAGUACUAAAUUAUCGUCAACUGAAAGUUGGUUGGCCGUGGGUUUAGAGUCAUCCGAAGUAGAAGUAUUGGCUAUCGGACCAGAUGGGCCACCUGUUUCAGCAUUAUCCCUCAAUUACAAUAUGUCACGUGAUGAAUGUGGGAGUGGUAGUGGUGAUCCUUCCCCUAUACCUCAUCCUACUGCUCCUAACCAACCUCAACAUUUUCGUCUGACUCAUCAUGAAAGUUGUGUUCUCGCUUUAAGGUUUGCACAUCAUGCAGACUGGUUCCUUACAACAGGAAAAGAUCAUCAAGUCAAUGCAUGGCGCACUCCAUAUGGUGCCUGUCUACUGGAGGUAUCUGAUUUCACUAGGACUGUAUAUUUGAUAUUAUGUUUUGUAUUAUUGACAUAUCUGAAAAUUGUCCCCAGUAGUAUACAUGCAUCCACACCUUGUGGUUUUAAAAUCAGAACAUCAUUGUUUCUCGGUUAAAUUUUGUUAAUCGUAGUAUCCUUGUGUUUCUCUCCUCUUAUUUUAUGUAUGCUUUUCUAAAGAGUGACUACAGUGUGAUACAUCGUGCAAACCUCACCACUGACUCCUGUUUUCUGUUGGGUGUUUACAAACUGGUAUGCAUCUUAUGGUGCGUCGGUGACACAGCGGUAGAAUGCUCGCCGAUCAUGCAUAUGAUCCUGGGUUCGAUGCCUGGCUGACGCACUCCUUCACGUCGCUAAACCUGUAAUAAGAUUGGUAAAGAGGGGAGGUUGGGCAUAAGACCAGUAACCCCAUCCCGUAAAAAAUAAAACACCGCUGCUACCGAAAUUUCAAGCCUCUAGCUUGAAACCCUUUGUUCCACUGGAAACGUAAAGGAAUAAAUAAUGCAUCUUAUGAGUUAUUAUUGCUCCAGCUUAAUGGCUGUAUUGUUUAAAGAUGUAUAUUAUUAGGUUCAUCUGUAAACGAAAUAGUUCUUCGUAGCCAAACACAAACUGUAGUAACUGUGGAGUUUUGAUCAAUAAGCAUUCUUUAUGUGUCAAUUGGUCGGUAUCCGAUAGCUUCGUAUUAAUGAAUUAAUUGAACCAAUGCAGUGAAAUCUUGACAAGAGCCUGUGUUGUAUAUCACGUAGCUGGUUGGUCACUGUUAGGAUAUUUUAUGUGAUGCUAUGGAUCGUUGACUCAAGCAUGUAGUUCAGUAACGUAUCAGUUUACAGACACUUAUGCAUCUCGAAUUUCCUGCUGAAAGUUCAUUUCUUUAGAGAAAAUUGAACGUAAGAGUAUCAAAACUCUGUUUCAUUCAAGCAUAAGUGCUGCCUUUACAUGAAAACGUCGUCUGGUGACAACUGAUCGUAUUAGUGCGGAUCUUUUCGUCUCAAAUAACUAUGCUAUUACUGAGGUUUAUGGCCUUGACAUUGUGUAUGUGUUGUCCAGUCAUCACUAAGUUACCUGGAACAUGUAGCGGACUUAUUACAAUUUAUUAAUGGGUGGAAUUUUCAUUAUUUUAUGGUUUUAUCUAAAUGAACCAUUUUAUAUAUCUUUUAUAGACAAAGGAGGCUGCGUCAGUUUUAACGUGUGACAUAUCUUUGGAUGAUAAAUUUGUAGUUACUGGUUCUGGAGACAAACGUGCAAAUCUGUACGAAGUUAUUUUCACAUCUCAACGAUAAAAAAUGACCACAUUCCUCAACCAUUAUGCAACAUUCAAUUCUAAAUGUUUCUUC